UCAAACCCUUUUCUUUGGAGGUAGAAGGACCACAAGAUCCUGUGCUUGCAGGGACUACAGUUCAGCUUCUGUGUACUGUAGAGGGCGCUAAGCCCGCAGCGAAAGUCACUUGGUAUAACCAGUCGAAAGUAGUGGAACCUCAACCUAAGUCAUACUCUGAAUUAACGAACGACGGUACUUUUAAAACAGUCAGUGUGCUUGAGAUCAUUGUUUCUCACUUUGAUCACCAGGGGACGUUUUAUUGUAAAGGCACCAAUCCAGUGUUAGAGAAGAACAGAGAAGUGCCAUUAUUGAAGUCAGUUGACUUGCAGAUCUUGUAUCAACCGAUUACGAUGGUUCAACCAACUGAAGGUUUAGUCAUCAACGAGACCGACGAGGCACAGUUAUUCUGUUCUUUCAAGGCCAAUCCAUCCAAUCUCACUGAUGUUAUUUGGUACAAAGAUGGUGUUGAACUGGUUGGUGACGAAAACCAAACAUUUGAAUUUUCAGUUUCGGGAGUUCCUACCCUCACUAUUCGAAACGUGUCCCGAAACGAUCAAGGACAUUAUUCCUGUAGUCUGACAAAUAGUAUUGGAGUAGGGAAUGCGAGCAACACAGUCGAAAUGAACAUUCUCU
Molecule: messenger RNA, 615 nt
Organism: Limulus polyphemus (Atlantic horseshoe crab)
Lineage: Eukaryota; Metazoa; Arthropoda; Merostomata; Xiphosura; Limulidae
Product: cell adhesion molecule 2-like
Exons: 2
Source: RefSeq, a predicted model, not a curated record